AUGAUUGCUGCUGCUGCCUUGUCUUUGGCUGCUUUGGCCCUGCCUGCGGCCGCCUCUACCAUUCCGGCCCGCGACACCAAGUGUUUCCCCUACAAUGGCGCCGAGAUCCCCCAGGAUCUGUCUGCUCCUAAUGUGACUCGUGCCGACUGGUGGUGCCCUCAGUCCAUGGCCUACGGCUUCCAGGGCUUCUCCUACCCGCUCGAGAACGGCGACUGCAACGCAUACGAGAACUCUGUCGACGGCAUGGACCAGGACUUUAAGCGCAUGAAGGAAGACUUUGGCGCAACCCUCAUCCGCAUGUACUACCCCGGAUGCACGCAGCCCUCUGUCUUUAUCAACGCCAUGGAGGCUGCUGCCCGCAACAAUAUGGGUAUCAUCCUACAGGUCAACACCUUUUUCGGUGACGACAAAUGGAGACAGUCCCAGCAGGCCAUCUACGACGCCGUCUAUAACCCCAAGACAAAUGCCAUCGCUCCUUACGUUGUACACUCUGUCGAGUUCGGCUCCGAGCCCGUCGGUGACGGCAUGGACGGCGAGAACCUCCCCAACGACUUGGGCAAGCUGCGCAGCGGUCUCAAGGGCUUUGGCAUUCCCGUCGGCAUCAGCGAGGACUGGGACCGCCCCAACCGCAUGAGCAACGGCGACAACUCUGGCCUCGGUGACAUGGGCCAGCGCGUCAAGGACAACUCGGAUGUUGCACACAUCCACCCCAUGCCCUUCUACCACGACUGGAACGGCCAAGUUGACAACGCCUGGGGAUACAUCAAGUGGCAGACACAAUGGGUAGUCGACCACGUCGGCCUGCCUACCAUGAUUAGCGAGUCUCCUUGGGCUUGGUACGAUGGCGGCCAGGGCUCUCACAGCAACGGCCACGCCGAUCUUGGCAGGGACCAGUACCAGCGCUACUGGAAGGCCUUUGACGACAACUGCGAGUGGUUCAAGCAGGUCAAUGUCGGCUGGUUCAUCCACACUUUCAAGGGCGAAGGCGAGUUUGACAUUGUAGACCCUAACGGCGGAUACAUCAUCCCCAACUGGAAGCCCAGAAAGUGCUAA
Messenger RNA from [Torrubiella] hemipterigena, 1053 nucleotides. Lineage: Eukaryota; Fungi; Ascomycota; Sordariomycetes; Hypocreales; Clavicipitaceae. The record is from the annotation of a GenBank genome assembly.